Ilex paraguariensis (yerba mate) is the source of this 1670-nucleotide messenger RNA. The record is from the annotation of a GenBank genome assembly. NCBI's taxonomy places the organism in Eukaryota, Viridiplantae, Streptophyta, Magnoliopsida, Aquifoliales, Aquifoliaceae.
CUCUCUCUCUCUCUCUCUCUAAGCCAGUAGCAGAUCUGAACUAACGCCAUGGCCACGAUACAGUUCGUGAAGGCACGUCAGAUCUUCGACAGCAGAGGCAAUCCAACAGUCGAGGUUGAUGUGCAUCUAUCAAACGGAAAAAAGGAAAGAGCUGCUGUUCCAAGUGGGGCAUCCACUGGAAUUUAUGAAGCCCUUGAACUGAGAGAUGGAGGGUCAGACUACCUUGGAAAAGGUGUUUCUAAGGCAAGUUGUUGCUUGGCAAUUCAUUCUGCUGUUGAUAAUGUCAACUCAAUUAUUGGCCCUGCUCUCAUUGGCAAGGACCCAACUGAUCAGACUGGUAUUGAUAACUUUAUGGUUCAACAACUUGAUGGAACUCAAAAUGAGUGGGGCUGGUGCAAGGAAAAGCUUGGAGCAAAUGCCAUCUUGGCAGUGUCUCUUGCUGUCUGCAAAGCUGGUGCUAGUGUCCUGAAUAUCCCUCUUUACAAGCAUAUUGCCAACCUGGCCGGCAACAAGAAGUUGGUAUUGCCUGUUCCUGCGUUCAAUGUCAUCAAUGGUGGAUCACAUGCAGGAAACAAACUCGCUAUGCAGGAAUUUAUGAUUCUUCCUGUUGGAGCUUCCACGUUUAAGGAGGCCAUGAAGAUGGGUGUGGAAGUAUACCACCACUUGAAGGCUGUGAUUAAGAAGAAAUACGGUCAGGAUGCAACCAAUGUUGGUGAUGAAGGUGGCUUUGCUCCAAAUAUUCAGGAGAACAAGGAAGGCCUUGAGUUGCUUAAGACAGCCAUUGCCAAAGCCGGUUACACGGGAAAAAUUGUUAUCGGAAUGGAUGUUGCUGCAUCUGAAUUUUAUGGAACAGAUAAGACCUAUGAUCUGAACUUCAAAGAAGAGAACAAUGAUGGGUCACAGAAGAUUUCAGGGGACCAGCUUAAGGAUCUAUACAAGUCAUAUGUGUCUGAGUACCCGAUUGCUUCAAUUGAAGAUCCAUUCGACCAAGAUGACUGGGAACAUUAUGCCAAGCUAACUGCUGAAAUUGGGGAAAAAGUACAAAUUGUGGGAGAUGACCUAUUGGUCACCAAUCCCAAGAGGGUUGGGAAGGCAAUCAAGGAGAAAAGUUGCAAUGCACUCCUUCUCAAGGUUAACCAAAUUGGGUCUGUAACUGAGAGCAUUGAAGCUGUUAAAAUGUCCAAGCGGGCUGGUUGGGGUGUAAUGGCCAGCCACCGCAGUGGAGAGACAGAGGAUACUUUUAUUGCUGAUCUCUCUGUGGGUUUGGCCACGGGUCAAAUUAAAACUGGAGCUCCAUGCAGGUCUGAGCGUCUUGCAAAAUACAAUCAGAUCUUGCGAAUUGAAGAAGAACUUGGUUCAGAAGCAGUUUAUGCAGGAGCAAGCUUCCGCACGCCUGUUGAACCAUACUGAUGUAUUGAAUCAGCAGUAGUUGUUAGUGCAGAAUGGAGUGUGUACUUGCACUGAAUAAAUCUUUUUGUAACAUGGUCACUUUGUGGAGACCUGAGCCCCUUUUCUAAUAAUUGCCACUAAAUUUUUGUUCCAAGGUUUAGCAGCCCAGAACUGAAGUUUUUUGACGGCUUUGCAUGUUUUCUCAUCUAAGGGCUGAUAGAUAUGUUAUCCCUUGUUAGAAAAUGGGAUGUUUGCUUCUAUAAAAAGAUUUUCGUUUUGCG